UUUCAGACUCAAAGAUCAUAGGGUCGGACUUUGAUUUUCCUUUAUAUUAAUUCCCUUGAAAAUCUACUAUGAAGCGUUAUUAUUACGGCCUGAUAGAUACUCUUCUGGUUCUUGUCACAAGCUGUGUUCCUUUAGUCAUCCUCGAAGCAGCAAGCUUUUGUGGUAAGGAGAAGGCUUCUGCCUUGAUUCAGUGGAUUGUCUCGAAUGCCUUCUCCGCCGUCAUCACGAAGAAGACUGAUAGCGGACUUACAAGAUGGUAUUUGAAGGAUAUUGAACUGACCCGCUCAGAACAGCUGACGAGGAAAGUUUUUUCCAGCCUUUUUGGGCUGUUCUUUACAAUGUUUACCCUUGCUUCAAGUGUGUUUUGGGAAAACUUACUUCUCGACGUGAGCUACGGUUGCAAACCGGAUGAUGCUUCCGUGUCUAUGGAAUGCUUCGAAUACAACAUCAAGGAAAACGUGGAGUUCUGGAGCGCAUUUGCAAGGCUUGGAGAAGAUCCGAUCGAUUGUAGCAGUCCUAAGUAUCUUAAUGGAUCUGUGGGUGUGAUUUGCUACCAAAUGGUCUUCAAUAUUGGCGUUGCUUCCGGGGCAAGUUACGGUGUAUUCAAACUGGCUAUGAUUGCAGUCAGUGCAGCUACCAGCGCCAUGUUGCUGCAUAAACGAUCGAAAAAUGUAAACAGAACGAGGAUCAUUGUUGCUGUGUUAAUCGUUACACUGUACGCGGCUUUCGUAGUUUCGCAAGUUGUCGAAACGGAGAAGGGACCAUCUAGUUUAGUCGUCAUGAUCGAUUCACACAAUGUGGCGAUCUAUCUUCAAGUGCUUAUGGGAUUGGGUGCUGUCUUGUCAUUCGUGUAUUUUGUUCCUUGGAAGCAACUCGUUGCUUUUCAAAGUAAUUUGUACCUGUAUGAUCCCAUACUUUGACCUUCUUAUCGCAAUUUUCCAUUCACUAAUAAAUC
Messenger RNA from Pocillopora verrucosa, 955 nucleotides. RefSeq lists its product as uncharacterized. The record is from RefSeq and is a predicted model, not a curated record. Lineage: Eukaryota; Metazoa; Cnidaria; Anthozoa; Scleractinia; Pocilloporidae.